Messenger RNA from Hemibagrus wyckioides, 3056 nucleotides. It is a transcript of the gene gpsm2l, whose product is annotated as G protein signaling modulator 2, like. Bases 195 to 2138 code for a protein of 647 amino acids. The transcript is spliced from 14 exons. The record is from RefSeq and is a predicted model, not a curated record. Gene Ontology annotation, molecular function: protein binding; GTPase regulator activity. NCBI's taxonomy places the organism in Eukaryota, Metazoa, Chordata, Actinopteri, Siluriformes, Bagridae.
GAAAUAAACUCCUUUCUGGCGCCUGCUGCUUACUCAAGGGUUUUUUUUCCCGACUCAAAGACGAAGUAUGGAAAAAACUUUUCGAGGAAACAUGGCGGAGAAGUGAGGACUUGUUUGAACAAGCUGUGGGUUUUGUUUUGGAGCUGUAGGACAUGUUGCCUGUUUGCCCACUCGUCCCUCGCGCAUUUUAAAGGAUGGAGGCCUCGUGUCUGGAGCUGGCGCUGGAAGGAGAGCGUCUGUGUAAAACUGGCGAUUACCGUGCAGGCGUCUCCUUCUUCGAGUCCGCCAUCCAGGUCGGGACGGAGGACCUGCAGAUCCUCAGCGCCAUCUACAGCCAGCUGGGAAACGCCUACUUCCACCUGCAGGACUACAACAAAGCGCUCGAGUUCCACCGCCAUGACCUCACUCUUACCCGAACGAUUGGAGAUCAGCUGGGCGAGGCCAAAGCUAGCGGGAAUCUCGGAAACACGCUGAAGGUCCUGGGUCGCUAUGACGAGGCAGCGGCUUGUUGCCAGAGACACCUGGAUAUUUCUAGAAUGCUUCAUGAUAAGGUGGGGCAGGCACGAGCGCUGUAUAAUUAUGGGAAUGUGUAUCACGCCAAGGGGAAGAACAUAUGUUGGAGUGGGACAGACCCAGGAGAAUUUCCAGAGGAGGCACGCAUCGCUCUAAAGAAAGCUACAGAAUACUAUGAAGCGAAUCUGUGCAUCGUGAAGGAGCUGGGGGACCGGGCAGCACAAGGACGGACGUACGGCAACCUGGGGAACACUCACUACCUGCUGGGGAACUUUCAGAAUGCCGUGCUGGCUCACGAACAGCGUCUCCUCAUCGCUAAAGAGUUCGGAGACCGGGCCGCCGAGAGGAGAGCUUACUGUAACCUCGGAAACGCUUACAUCUUCCUGGGCCAGUUCGAGGUGGCAGCUGAAAACUACAAACGCACACUACAGCUGGCUCGGCAGCUGAGGGACCGGGCGGUAGAGGCUCAAGCCUGUUACAGUUUGGGCAACACGUACACACUGCUGCAGGACUACGAGAGAGCCAUCGACUACCACCUCAAACACCUCAUCAUCGCUCAGGACCUGAAAGACAGGAUAGGAGAAGGGAGAGCUUGCUGGAGUUUAGGAAACGCCUACACAGCUCUCGGAAACCAUGAACAGGCCUUACAGUAUGCUGAGAAACAUCUGGAGAUUUCCAAAGAGAUUGGAGACCGUAGCGGUGAGCUGACAGCCAGAAUGAAUGUUUCAGACCUGCAGCUGGUGUUGGGUCUGAAACAGAACCACAACGUAAGCCACACAGACAGCCAGAUGGACAGUCCCACAGGAACAAAACCCAGGUCAGGACGGAGACACAGCAUGGAGAACAUGGAGCUCAUGAAACUCAAUCAAGACAAGAGUCCUGGGCCCGCGAGCGAUGAGGACCUCUCCCCAAAGCAGUCCAAAAUUUCCCCCAUAGCCAAGACGUCAUCCAAACUCUUCUUCAUCACUCGCUUUAAGGGGAAGAAACAGAAAGCCAACGGAGCAAAUCCAACUAAAACACCUCAGAGCCCCAACCGCUCUCCUCGUACGCCUGAGCUGGAUCCCAAGUACGCUCCGGACACUCUGGGAGACGAGGGUUUUUUCGACCUGCUCACUCGCUUUCAGGGAAACCGCAUGGACGACCAGAGGUGCUCCUUACAGGGCGGCUUAAGCCGUGGCUCCUCCCCCUCCCCUUGUGACACCCCACCCAUAGCUGUGAGGAAACCUAUUUCUGUGUCCGAAGAGGCGGCGUCGGCUCAGCCUGGCCACUUCCUGGACUUGCUGGCCAGCUCACAAGGCCGGCGGCUGGACGAGCAGCGGGCGAGUAUGGGGACACUGCCGGGUUUACUGCUGGACCAAAACAACAGCCAGGCUGUGCUGAGUCAACUCAUCGCCAACGCUGACAGCAAGGAGCCGGACGACGACUUCUUCGACAUUCUUAUCAAGUGCCAGGGUUCCCGACUUGACGACCAGAGGUGUGCUCCUCCUCCUCCCCCGACACGAGGCCCUACAGUCCCAGAUGAAGAUUUUUUCAGCCUCAUCUUGCGCUCGCAGGCCAAACGCAUGGAUGAGCAGCGCGUCAAUCUGCCCUCCGAUCCCGGACCUACACCGCUGAACCCUGACUGACUCCACACACCGGCACCAGCACCAUGUCAUACAGACUUCGGAGACUUGUGAAGUCACCCAGUUUUUCCCAACCAGCAGAAAACAAGCCCUGUUUUAUCUGAAGCAACAAAAAAAAAAACACAACUGGAAGCCAUGAAUCAUCUCAGAGUUGGAGUUGUGGCGUCUGGGUCAGUCCUGUUUCUCACUAUAUAAACAUGAAGGAGUGUUAAUGGACAUCUCGGUACGGCUGCAGGUCAGUACGCCAUCGGCUUGUUUCCACGCAGCAAACCAUAAACGUAGCUAGGUCUAGUUUUAGAGUACGUGUUGCUUUACUGCAUCAGUGGGAAACCUUCUUUUGUAUAAAACUUUUAUUCAGGAUCAGAACGACGUCUCGUCCUCAGGGUUCCGAUAUUAUACACUGACUUUGGUCUAGUUCGUAUCUGGCGUUCCUGCUGGGUUCCUGGCUGUUGUGGAAGAGGGGAAAUGACAUCAUCCUUUUUUUUUUGGGUAACUUGUUAUAUUUCAUAAGUCUGUUACUAUUCAUGGAGUUUUUUAAAAACUGUUUUAGAAACAAUCAGGUACUUGAAAAGACGUUCUGUCUUUAUAAAGUUUGGUGAGAUACUAAUUGAUAUUUAGUUGCUUGUCUGUUUUUACAAUAUAUUUUAUGUGACGCCGAAAAUAAAAACUGAGCUUUUAAUCCAGACCAUUUUUUUUUCCAAAACCUUUUUUCCCUCUUGACUGCAGGUGGCGCUGUUGCACAAAAAAAUUCACAAAACAACAAGGCUUUUUUUUUUUUUAACACAAUAUAAGGCUUUAGUUUAGAGUUUAAUUCCCAUUCAAACCAACCGGCUCUAAUACUGAAUAGUGUUCAGAUUUUUCUGUUUGAUAGAGCAGCAGAUUUGAGCCGGAAUUUAAUGAUGUAUGAACAAAACUGUAUAC